AUGCCGAGGAUGAAGGCGAAGCAAUGCAGUGCAAGGACACGGGAGUUGGACUGGCGAUCCACCUCGGCGAUUCUGCUGGAUGAGAAGAACACAAAUGGCUCAGUCGGCGAUGUGAUUGCGUCGAAUAUCGACAUCAAUGAAAUGCCACCGCUGGCGAAUACGCAUAUGAUUGCCUUCAUACUGGAGUCGAUAUCGAAGGGGUAUGCCUCGGCCUCAUAUUCCCGCCGCCGUAACCUAUAUAGCGCGUAUGGCAUUGCUCCCCCGGCCCUGUCCCGGAUCUAUCCUCAGCGGCACUUCUCGAGCCCGGCCACAUCGCUUGGAAGCCGACACUGUCUUGCCAUCAACUUUGGCACUGUUCUCUCAAUCCCGAGUGCCUCCGACGUCCAUAUCGUCGCGUAUUCAACCUCUGUCGAUCCAGCCCUCAAGACCAUCCAGACCACAGCCAUGGAUCCCGUUGUGAUGCAAAAUGCCUCAAUCUUUUCGAUUGUGGUCUACAUCGGCACAGCCCACUUGGCACUUCAUUGUAUCAAAUACGUCAAGUGGAGACAUACAUUUAACAUUCAGCGCGGUCUCCAGAUACACUCGCUCAUGGCUUUGGCAAUCAUAUUCUCGGCACUCUACUGCAUUGGCAAUCAACUGAUGCUUUAUGACGUGUGCACAUCCAACACAUACUGCACCCAGUUCGCCAACUUUCUCUAUGCCUUUGGCGAUUGCAUCGGGUCCGCCUCUAUCGGUUGGGCAUACCUGUUGAGACUGCGAGUGAUGACCGUCAACAACGAACCAAUGUACGCAUGGCUCUUUGUAUUUGGGAUUGCACCGAUCGUCUAUGGCACCAACGAUGUGUGCUUCAUCCUCAGUACCUACGGCGUCAUUUCCACGGCCGAAUCGUGGUACCUCAACUUCAUUUUCAACCUGGCACUCGAAAUCAACCUCAUCUGUCUCCAUGUCCUGAUGAUGUUUCGACUGCGUUCCCUUGACAACUCCUCGCGUACCUUGAGAGCGUCAGCUCCUCCACGAACUCAAAUGAACCAGAAGCGCGGCAGCACUGUGGGUCACUUGGAAGGCAGGGAUGAGGUCAAGCGUGAAGGAGUACUUCUGCUCAUAGCGAUCGCAGCUGAACUGGCGCUGUAUGUCGGAUUCCAAGUAUACACUCAAUACGACGCCACCGGGUUGAUCGGAAACGCCGUCUGCAUAUUCCUAUGGGUCCUGGACAUUUUCUUGUUCUGCGUCGUCAACAACCAUGUUACCAAGAUCAUCAAAAAGUCGUCCUCGUCAUCGAGCGAAGGCUCGACAUCACUCAAAGCCCGGACAACGAAGUAUAAGCGACAGUGGAAUGACUUUGGCAAAGAGUCCUUCUGGUGCUGGCAGGCGAGCAGGGGGGAAGCGAGCAGGGGAAGAGUGGUGAAAGCAAAGGCGAUGAACAACAGAGAGCGGUAUGGGGCGAAUGCGCAACUGAGCAAAUAAGGAACUGAAGCCAAUGUGGAAUUGCGCAAAUGUGAGCUGAACGAAUGUGUAAUCGUGCAAGGGAGAAAGAAAGACGUGAGGGAGAAAGCCAAAGAGGCAGCGAGCGGAUUG
This is a messenger RNA of Polychytrium aggregatum, 1575 nucleotides long. RefSeq lists its product as uncharacterized. The record is from RefSeq and is a predicted model, not a curated record. NCBI's taxonomy places the organism in Eukaryota, Fungi, Chytridiomycota, Chytridiomycetes, Polychytriales. Bases 1 to 1464 code for a protein of 487 amino acids. The transcript is spliced from 5 exons.